Molecule: messenger RNA, 1997 nt
Organism: Drosophila obscura
Lineage: Eukaryota; Metazoa; Arthropoda; Insecta; Diptera; Drosophilidae
Exons: 5
Coding region: 298-1914 (538 amino acids)
Biological process (GO): positive regulation of transcription by RNA polymerase II; regulation of neuron differentiation
Cellular component (GO): nucleus
Molecular function (GO): DNA-binding transcription factor activity, RNA polymerase II-specific; RNA polymerase II transcription regulatory region sequence-specific DNA binding
Source: RefSeq, a predicted model, not a curated record
GCUCGAGCCGACUCGCUUGGGUCCGACUUGGCUUGCCGGUCUGGCCCGCCACUCGAUCAGCGUUUCUUGGCAGCGAUAGACGCGUCUCGGUUCGGCUCGGUUCGGUUCGGUUUCGUUUGGUUUGGUGAUUGGAUUUUGGUUUUCGAUUCGAUUAAGUUGGCUGGCUGGACUGCUACGAUUGAGUGCUCCAAGGUGUCGCCAAGAGAACUGAUUUAUCAGGGCACCCCCACUGGCGGGCAAUGUGUGCUGCUGGUGCCUUCCCACUGGCCAUAUAAUUGCUGUCGGAGAGCACGCCCAAUGGAGUCCGCCACACCAGGAGCGGAUGUGGAUGCCAGCGGCGAGCCAAACACCCCCAGCCAGGGCACACAGACGACCCAAAUUACCUCCAUCGAUGGAUUCUUCAAUCGGAAACGCGGCCGUCCGCCCAAGAAUCGCUUUGUGGAGGUCUACAAGAGCGCUCAGCUGUCGCCGCAGGCCAUCUUUACCAGCUUCAAAUUGGAGAGGAAUGAGCAACCGAGUGCUGCGCCUGCUGCUGCCACCCCAAGUGGCGCCGCAACGGGCGAGAGUGGAGAGGAGCGUGCAGGAAGAGCCACAGAUCUCACCCCUAGUCGGAGCCGGAAGCGGAGUCGCUGGUGGGCCACAUGCCCGGAGGAGACGAGCAAACGAAUCCAAGUCCAAGUCAGCCCCAAGGAGGAAGCCUCAGCCCAGCCCAUUCCUCACUCUGCAGAUGCAGUAUCAUCAAAGAACGUCUCGGGCAGAGUUCCGGAGAGGGUUUCCGUUGUCCGUGCGGCAGGAACUUUCUAUCCGGAGAACGCCUGCACCGCUCACCAGACCGAAGUGGCCGAUAGGAUGGGCCAAAAGGAAGCGGACUUGGCGUUGGACCAGCCCGAAGAUCUGAGCAUGCGCCCAUUCCAGCCCGAGGCCAACGACAGUGGAGAAGCAAGAGCAGAGCUGCCAGCGGCGGAUACCGGUCUGAAUCUGAAUCUGCUGCAAUUCAAACAGCUGAUCGACCUGUACCAGAGGCAGGUGCUGCUGCCCAGCUUCCUGGCCGCUGCCAGCAACAGCCAGCCGAUGGCCCCACUGGACAUGCGCCUGCUGCUCGAGAAUGCCGCCCAACAGAAGAUGAUGCUGAUCAAUGCAGCCGCUGCCAGUGCAGCAGCAGCAGCUGCAUCAGCGGCGGCGGCGGCAGCCACUUCGUCAGUGGGGACACCAACGCUGGGAAUGAGCAGCACGGCGACGACAACGGUGACGGUGACGCCGCCUCGGCCAACCCCGAAGCGGGCGCGGGAUCACGACAUUCCCAGCGGGUACCUGAAGUUCCGCUUCAACGAGGACUGCGGCUUCGAUCGGUGCGGGUACAGGAACCACCAGUCGCACUUCCACUGCAACCGGCGGGACUGCCACUACAGCUUCUGCGACAAGACGCGCUUCGUGCAGCACACGGCGCGGCACGAUCGCAUGGACACGCUGAUGGGCGAUGAUUUCCAGCAGUUUCGGGCCAAUAUGCGCUGCGGCGUGGCCAGCUGCUUGUAUGCCUCCGGCUGUCCCGAAGAGGCUUCCCCAGGGGGAGCAGCAGCCAAGAAGACUUCGCACUUUCACUGCCGCAAGUGCGACUACGUCUGCACGGACUCCAACAAGGUGGUGGCCCACCGACGUCUGCACCUGCGCCUGGACUAUGUCCGCUCCGCGGGCUUCCGCAAGGUCACCAGCAGCGAGUCCUGCAACGUCCCGGCCUGUUCCUACGCGCUGCGGCACACCCACUACCACUGUGUCACCUGCAGCUGCAGCGUCCUCACCCGGGCACAGCUCGCCUCCCACAAGCACAGGCCGGCGGGGGCGGGCAGUGGCCAGCCCAAGUCGGAGGGAGCUUCUGCCUCCGACCCAGAGACCAGACCCAUCAUCCCCAGCCCCUAGCCCCUAGCACAUGUACAACAAACCCACCCACCCAUGAGAGGCAGCCGAAAGGUGUGAAUUGAGUCAAGCUAAAAUAAAUGCAG